Fusarium oxysporum Fo47 is the source of this 818-nucleotide messenger RNA. RefSeq lists its product as uncharacterized. NCBI's taxonomy places the organism in Eukaryota, Fungi, Ascomycota, Sordariomycetes, Hypocreales, Nectriaceae. The transcript has 2 exons. Bases 71 to 457 code for a protein of 128 amino acids. The record is from RefSeq and is a predicted model, not a curated record.
AAACAUCCCAUCGACAACAAAUCAAUUUGCCAAUCUUUAUACAAACUAUAAUAAAACUAGAACUUCCACGAUGAAGGGCCUUUACACCGUGUUCCUUGCUUUGACUGCCGUACAGGCUACACCAACUAUCAACAGCGAAUCCAAAGCACUUAAUGCCCGGGCAGUCGACCUCAAGGUUCAGUACUACAAGGAUGGCGGCUGCACAGACUACGCUGUAUCGAUUUGGCCCGGUACUUCAAACAAAUGUUAUGGAUACAGCUACAGCAACACAAACAGCGCAAACAUUGUUAGCUGCGGUGGUAGGGGUGUUGCUUGCACCUGCUAUAUGUUUGAGCAGGAUAACUGUAAAGGGAACUCUGUCCGGACAGUUGCUCUAUCAGGAUCCGGCUCCGCUUGUGUUAGUAAUUGGGGCAAGGGCUACAAGUCCAUGCAGUGCUACACUACCCAGAUAGCCUAGUUGUGAAGAGGAUUUAUCCAGCAUCCUCCUUUAAGUACUCGCCCCAUAUUGUUCUUGCAAGAAUGGUAUGAGCACAGGGUGUGACGGAGAAUGCCUUUAUCUUCAAUGGGCGAUCAAGCAGUCAAGCCUUUACAUUCGGAAACUAUGCUCUGCUGGCAGGAGUUGUCAUAACACCAAGUUGGGCGCACUUAUACAAGUAUUAGUUUAGCUUAGUGUACAACUAUGCGAACGACAUCUUGGGUUUAUCGCCUCGACAUUCUUAUUUCCCUCCUACUGGUAUGCUCCCCAUGUUUGAAGUUACUUCUUGAAACAGUCACUAGGGUUUCAAUAAAUAUGAUUCAAUACUACAAGGCUUCUUUUA